Astrephomene gubernaculifera is the source of this 1824-nucleotide messenger RNA. NCBI's taxonomy places the organism in Eukaryota, Viridiplantae, Chlorophyta, Chlorophyceae, Chlamydomonadales, Astrephomenaceae. The record is from the annotation of a GenBank genome assembly.
CUCCAAAAUUGUGGGCUUGACUCCAAGAAUAGCUCUGGCAUUUUCAGCAUUUUUGUUGUAAUUUGGAAGGCGUCAACCUUAAUCUUGUCCAGUGCAACUCGGUCAACGCCACCAGAACGUCAGAAUUGCCUACUGAGUUGAGACAAACAGGACCGGUUCAGCAGAAGCAAAUAGGAUCUGCCUUUGUCGGCAUUUUCACGAAGGUUUGAUUCCCUAGGCGGCUCUUGAUUUUGUCGCGGCCCCGGAAGCCGGAACAUUGCAUCCUGCUGGGCCCUCGGCCAACGUAGCAGUAGAACUGGGCAUGCCCGAGGGAAUCGAGGCGGAGCAGCCGCCAACCGGCCAGGCAGCCGCUGAUAGCGCAGGCGCAGGCAUGGGAGCAAGCUCUAGCUCCGCUGGCUCCCCACCUGACCAGGUGGCAGUUGAGCAGCAGCUUCAGGGGGGAGCAGCAGCCGCUGAGGAGGCAGCAGGGGCAGGGGCCGCUGCUGCUGGACCGAGGCCCUCCGGCGAUGCAAAGGAGGGCGAGCAGGCGGCUGGGGCGGGCGCAGCUGAGGGUGAGGCAGCAGCACCGGCUAAGCGGAGGAGGGGCCGGCCGCCAAAGUCGGCCCAAGCGGCUGGUGGCGAGGCAGCUGGCAGGGACCAGGUGGGUGCAGCGGCAACAGGGGAAGGGGCCGCCGCUGCUGCUGCUGUUGCGGAGGAGGAGGAUGCAGACGGAGUUGCGGCGGCGGCCGGCAAUGGCGGCCUCCAGUCGCCAGCAAAGCGCAAACCUGGUCGGCCGCCUAAAGUGAAGUGGGAGCCGGCGGGGAAUGCCGCUGCUGCAGCCCGGGUCGAUCCUGCAGCUGCGGAGCCCCUGUCGCCGCCCAAGCGGAAACGCGGCCGGCCACCAAAGGCCAAGCCGGCUGCGGGAAGGGAGGCGGGGCCGUCUAGCAAGGCCCCGGAGGUUGCCGAGGCAGCUGCGGCGGAGGACGCAGAGGAGGACGGCGCUGCCGCAGCAGGCACACAUGCUGAGGCAGCCGCUGGGGACCCCCUGUCGCCACCGAAGCGUAAGCGCGGUCGGCCGCCCAAGGUGAAGCCAGCGGCAGGAGGGGACGCAGGUCCAUCUGCCAAGGAGGCUCCGGGGGAAGGUGAAGCUGGCAAGAAGGGGGCGGCAGCAGCAGGUGCGGAGGAGGGGCCCGGGGAGGCAGUCGAGCACGAGGACAUCGCGGAUGCAGCCGAGGCAAACACUGGCUUGUCGGCGGGCGACAUGCUUUCGCCCUCCAAACGCAAGCGUGGUCGGCCGCCUAAGGCGAAGCCGGCUGCGGGUGUUGAUGCAGCUGGGGAAGGAGCAGCGGCGGCAGGCGGGGAGGAGGCGAACCCUGAAGCAACCGCAGCUGGUGACAUGAUAUCGCCGCCGAAGCGUCGUCGAGGCCGGCCUCCCAAGGCCAAGCCAGCUGCAGACGGGGAUUCGGAUCCUUCUGGUGGGGAUGCGGACACGGAUGCAGCUGCGGAAGGGGCAGCAGCAGCGGCUGAGGAGGCUGCGGCACCCCUGUCGCCGCCCAAGAGGAAACGCGGCCGACCGCCCAAGGCCAAGCCGGCUGCUGCGGCAGGGGCAGGGCAGUCUGACGAGGCUCCGGCGGAGGCGAACGAGGAAGGGGAGCAACCCGCAGCAGCAGCUGCAGCAGCGGCGCAGUCACCCGCCCCAAAGCGCAGACCGGGCCGUCCUCCAAAGGCAAAGCGGGCUGCAGGGCUGUCUGGUAAGGCCCCGGUGACCGGCGCUGGGGCAGCUAAGGGUGUGGGCGCCGCAGCGGCUGCGGAUGGGGCCGACCAGCCUGCAGUCGUGAAGCGCGG